Ciona intestinalis (vase tunicate) is the source of this 485-nucleotide messenger RNA. The record is from RefSeq and is a predicted model, not a curated record. Lineage: Eukaryota; Metazoa; Chordata; Ascidiacea; Phlebobranchia; Cionidae.
CUAAAGGUGUCCCUCACCCUACUAUAUUAUAUGAAAACAAUAAACUUAUCGAACAAAAUGCUAUACGGUAAAUUGUAUUUCAAGGAGACGGAGCUACGACAUUGCUUGGUGGACUUUUUCAUCGCUGGUACAGAGACAAGCACUAACGCAAUACUCUGGUCGCUAUUGGCGUUAAUACAUUAUCCCAAUAUACAAGAGGAAAUUCACCAAGAACUAAUCGAUAAUAUUGGUGAACAAGUCGUUCCCAGCAUCGACCACAGAGACAAGCUUCCACUAUUCCGUGCGUUUGUUCAGGAAAUAUUUCGAUUCAAAACACUCCUGCCCCUGUCAAUUCAACAUAGAGCCAGUCAUGACGUAGAGAUUGGAGGUUACGUCAUUCCAAAAGGAACAAAGGUUGUUGGUUUCGAUCUAAAACAGUAUGAAGUGAAUGAAUGUAAUUUACUUUAUCCUCGCGUGCCCGGAAAAUAACAGUCGUUAUAACACGG